This is a messenger RNA of Dicrocoelium dendriticum, 2092 nucleotides long. NCBI's taxonomy places the organism in Eukaryota, Metazoa, Platyhelminthes, Trematoda, Plagiorchiida, Dicrocoeliidae. The record is from the annotation of a GenBank genome assembly.
AUGCAUGAAAACAAUUCCAGUGAUAGACCAACCGGUUCUGGAAAGCGCAUCGAAGUGAAUCCGGUGAAAGGUGCACUUGAACAACCUUAUCUGCCUUUUGUGAAAUGGUCUCCUGCGAACGACUUCCUAGCAUUUGCCUACGACCGCCACGUUUACAUUCAUAUCUAUCCAUUCGACGAAUCGCGAUCCGCUGUUUUAAAUAUCACUCGAGAGCUACCUGAUGACAAAAUCCAGUACGGGCAAUGCGACUGGAUGUAUGAAGAGGAAGUGCUGCAAACAAACGUGGCACUUUGGUGGAAUCCAUCUGGGACAAAGCUUGCUUUCUUAUCUUUCGAUGAACGCAAUGUCAGCGUGUAUGAGAUAUUUCGUUUUGACACUGAGGGCGGAUUAUAUGGAACUUCAAUACGUCAGAAUUAUCCUAAGGCCGGUGACCCAUCUGCAUACAAUAACCCAAAAAUCGGCCUACAUAUGUACGAUUUGGGGACCGGAAAGCUGAUGGAAUUCCCAAGGCCAUCAUCGAUUCCCUGGGAUGGUCAUCUUGUCUUCACCAAAUGGUAUAACGAUGAUAUUUUGCUGGUCUGCUGGACAGACCGGAUACAAUCACAGGCUUGGAUCACCGUUGUCAGCUGGUCAACCGGUUCAUCCUGGAUCAUCUUCAAAACGUCCGCUACCGACGGAUGGGUCGAUAUGUUCAAGCAAAUGUCAAACGAACCGUUGGUACAUCCGGAAUCUCAAAGCCUAUUCAUCAUUCUGCCUAGGGAGUACACUGAAGCCGGUUAUCGAGGGAUUGCUAGGUUGAGUGUGGACCUAAGUGGCACGGAGAUAAAACAACAAGUGAGGUGGAUGAUAGCACCUUCUUUCGAUGUGACGGAUAUUUUAUAUUUCAACGGAAUAGACGAAUUUCUAUUUCUAUCUCCCGGUCCUGAUCCAAAGAAUCUUCACGUAUACUGGGGCUCAGCAGGUGGUGAUAUAUACUGCUUGACAUGUGAUAAUGGAAAUUGUACCUACAAUCGAGCAAAAGUUUCCUCAGAUGGAUGGCAUUUUGUUCAAGAGUGUCGUGGACCAGAUGUGCCUUCUUACUUUCUGAAAACCAUUAACCGAACAACGGACAUCUCCGGUGGUCACUUUGUCUCCGCCUACCACAGGUUCACCCUGUUGGAUAACAUGAUGUUUAGACAAAGGAUAAACUCUCGUGCGAUGGCCAAAAUUGAAUUUGUCAAUCUAACGCUGCGUGAAGGAACGCGAGAUCAGCUCAAGGUGGAUGCAAAACUAAUGCUUCCUCCAGCGCUUAACAAACAGCAUAUAACCAAAUAUCCGCUGCUGCUUUUUACUUACGGAGGACCCUCAAAACAACUGGUUACUACGAAGUUUCUACUCGACUGGAGUACGUUUCUGGCUGCCACAGCAAAGGUUAUCGUUGCAGUGGUUGAUGGUAGAGGAACCGGAGGACGUGGGAUCCGUUUCGAGCAUGCAAUCUACAGAAAACUUGGCGUUGUCGAGAUUGAAGAUCAGCUUCAUGCUAUCAAGGCAAUGGUCAAAACUUUUCGGUUUAUUAAUGAGACCCAAAUCGGUGCUUACGGUUGGUCAUACGGAGGAUUCACGGUUGGCCACCUAUUGGCGCACCCUGAGAACAAUCUGGUUCGUUGUGGUAUAGCUGUGGCUCCAGUCACUGACUUUAGGUUCUACGACACAGCAUACACUGAGCGCUAUCUCGGUCGGAUUACUGAUCAUCCGGAUGCAUAUAUGCAAACGUCCAUCGCCAAACGUGCUCGUAACAUGCGGUCGAAGAGCCUUUUGAUCGCACAUGGUUCUGCCGAUGACAACGUGCAUCUGAUCAACACGGUUUCGCUCACGAAGGCUUUGAUUGCAGCCAAUGUGGAUAUCGAUGUCAUGAUAUAUCCGGACGACAAUCAUUUUAUCCCCACAGCUGCUAAUCGAGAGCAUUUAUAUCGUAAAAUGACCACUUUUCUCAUGGACUGCUACAACAAAACAUCAAUUCGAUACACGAUGGAUUUGACUGUAAAGGAUGAUCUUUGACUUGAUCGAAGCACUUCGACAAUAGGUGGAUUACCCUUUGUACAAAGUUGUACCU